Messenger RNA from Naegleria gruberi, 1758 nucleotides. RefSeq lists its product as uncharacterized. The record is from RefSeq and is a predicted model, not a curated record. The transcript has 2 exons. NCBI's taxonomy places the organism in Eukaryota, Heterolobosea, Eutetramitea, Acrasida, Naegleriidae. The coding region runs from base 1 to 1758 and encodes 585 amino acids.
AUGUCGAAACGAUCACUCAGCGAUACCGAAGAAGAGCCAACCAGCCAAAUCUCUGGUAACGAAGAAGACGAAGAAGAAUUUGAAGAAUCUUCUCAAGAGGAAGAAGAAUUUAUUUCACACAGACAUCCAAGAGUUCAGGUCAAUCCACUAGAUGCCGAAAAGAUUGUUCGCCAAAUACUAGACAAGGACAAUUGGCAAGAAAAGAUCAUAUUCAAUACCAUUGUUGCAAAAUGGAGAAAGGAAACUAUUUCACAAGGAAUAUCCGAAAGUAGUUUCCUCGUAGCGAUGGAUAUUUUGAACGAUUUACUUGAAAUUUCUACCUAUAGGAAACGUUGUUGUGGUUGUUGCAAUGCCAAUCCAAAGAAAAUUAAAAAUUGGAGUGAUAGAGAGGAGAAGACAAUUGAUGAGAAUGAAACAUUAUUCGAAAGUACUGAAGAAGAACCUGAAAAGAAAAAGAAGAAAGUUCAAGAGGAGGAAAAAAAGAAAGCAGAAGGUAAUGCUGACCAGAAAAUUAAAAAGAAACUAGACGAAAAUGAGGAAGAUGAAGACAAUGAAGACGAAAUGAAUGAAAAUGAAGACGAAGUGAUUGAAGAUGAUGACGAAAUAAUUGAAGAUGACGAAGAAGAAGAAGAAGAAGGUUAUUACCCAAGAUCUACAAAAUUCUGUUUGUGUCCCUGUGCCCAUUGUGCAUUUGAUGAAAGAGGUGUUUCAAGCUAUGUUUGUCUCGAAAAGGAAAAUUUAAUUCCUGCAGAUUUGACUGAAAGGUUAAAGAAACAAUUGAACGAAAUUGUGGAAAAUACUCCAGUUGACAAGUUAGAUUGGCAUCCAGGUUCAAAUCAACAAGUUUUGGAUAUUAUUCAUCCUUCUUUGUAUUGCUAUUCGAAAGAGUUGAGUGUUUUGAAUGAAAAGAAAGGUGAAGUUCGUGUUGGAGUUGCUGAAACUCAAUGGAUACCAACUGAUUUCAAAGUGGAUAGUGAUAAUAAGGUUACUCCUCUAUCUUAUAUUAACAAUGUUAAUCCAAUUACUCAAAAGGAUUUGCAAGAUACCAUUUGUGAAGUCUUAUCACAUUUUAUUGAACCUGUCAACAAUUUUGUUAACAUUAAGGAUAAGGUUCAAGUAAUUGUCAAGGCAGCUAAUGUAAUUGUCACUCCAGAACAAGGUUUCUAUCCAGGAGGAACUUGGCAUACUGAGGGAGAUACUGAGAAUAUUGUGGCAACUGGCAUUUUCUAUUAUGAAUGUCAAAAUAUUAAGCAAAGUUUCUUGGAAUUUAGACAAUCGUUACGUGAGGAAAACUUUUAUUACAUUGAACAGGAUAAUGUUUUGCAAGCUUGGGAACGAUUUGGUAUUCAUGACGGAGACAAAUUAUGUGAAGUAAUUGGAAAGGUCAAGACAACUGAAGGUAAAUGCAUCAUUUUCCCAAAUACAAAUCAACACAGAGUGAAACAUUUCUUCCCUGAAGACCCAAAAAAGACAGCAACUAGAAAAAUCCUUGUCUUUUUCUUUGUUGAUCCAGAUGCACCAAUUAUCUCAACAAGUCACAUUGAUAAUCAGAGAAGAGAUGUCAUUAUUUCAAAUUCCUUCUCGUUAGCUCAAAAGAUUACCUAUCCAGUGCUUGUGAAAAAUGUCAUUCCCUUCAUUCCACAAAUGACUGAGGAACAAGCAAAUGAAACUCGUGAAAUUCUCAUGGAUCACAGAAAGUAUAAGAGAGAUGACAAAAACGAACAAUAUGAAAGAGAAUUUUCCUUGUGUGAACAUUAA